Molecule: messenger RNA, 1366 nt
Organism: Aspergillus wentii DTO 134E9
Lineage: Eukaryota; Fungi; Ascomycota; Eurotiomycetes; Eurotiales; Aspergillaceae
Product: SNG1 family protein
Exons: 1
Coding region: 1-1215 (404 amino acids)
Cellular component (GO): membrane
Source: RefSeq, a predicted model, not a curated record
AUGUCCCUUAAACCAUUCUUUAUUGCCAUCAUUGGCGCAGCAGUCUCCUUACAGGUGCUCAUUCUCGCCAACAUGAGCUACCUCUACGGCUCUGCCUACCACGACGGCUCGCGAUACAGCUCAAUGAAGGUGCUAUACAUAGACUACGACCAAGGUCCAGUGGGCGAGUCCGUGAUGAGAGCAUAUAAUGCACUCAAAGACCCUUCAGUCCCGACCCUCAUUCAACGUCCCCAGCAAAACUACCCGACACAGGGAGACAUCCAACAAGCCGUCUGUCGUGGCGACUACUGGGGCGCCAUCUAUGCUACCCCGAAUGCAUCCUCCCAAUUAUCAGCUGCUCUUUCUUCACCCGAAAUUGCACAAGGGUACGACAAUUCCCAAGCACUAGGGUACAUCUGGAGCAGCGCCCGCUAUCCCGCCUACGCGCAGGGUGUCUACUCCAAUCUGGUCCAGAUUACCGAAGCCGCAGCGGCCGUAUACAAACAGACAACCGGCACAGACGUACUUCCCUUGAUAAACACCUCUGAUCACUCCAUCGCGCAAACAAUCCUCGACCCGAUCUCCGCCUCCUCAACAGACCUCCACCCAAUGCCCCAAGGCGUGCGCUUCUACUACAACACCGUUUCCAUGGUCAUGCCCAUCAUCAUCCAAUUCUUCUUCAUCAUGGCACUCACCGGCAUCACCAUGCAAAAUAAUCUCUUCAGCACGCUCUCGCCUAAACAAAACACCCUCCUCCGUUUUUCCAUAUCGGUUAUCUACACAUUCAUUGCGUCACUCGUAAUGACAGGCUACAUCUGGGCCUUCCGCGAAGACUGGCACGUUACGGCCGGCCAGUUCGCCCUGACAUGGAUGGCCAUCUGGCUCACCAUGCACAUUCAUUUCCUGAUAAUCGACUUCGCAACAGCCAUCAUGCCUAUGCCCUUCGUGCCCUACUUCAUCUUAACCUGGAUUAUCCUGAACGUGACAAGUACGAUUGGGCCGUUUGAGCAGUCUCCUGGUUUCUAUCGACUGGGGUAUGUCUUUCCUGCGCAUGAGCUUUAUGAGGUUUUGCUGGAUAUCUGGACGCAUGGGUGUAACCCACAUUUGUAUCGCGCGCUGCCGAUUCUCUUUGCGGAGUGGGUGGUCGGGAUUGUGUUGUUUGUCGCCGGGAUAAGGCUGAGAAUGUGUGGCGUGGUUAGUCAAAGUACUGGAAGUGCGGCUGGGGAGAAAGUAUGAUGGGCUUCUCAUAAUCAGGCAAGAUCGAACGAUUUGGUUUCGUUUUUCAGGGGUUUCAAAAAAGUGACCUGUCUUAAUUCAUUUGCAAUAUUAAGCAUAUACUGUAUAAUGAGGUGUGUGGCUAUAUCUGAAUAUGAAAUGUCCGACUUUU